CAUACAUUUCGAGUUUAUAAUUCAAUUCUCCCCCGAAAAAUGAGUGAGUCCACCGGUGCAACCGUACCCAGCAACCGGCACAAGCGAAACGGAAGAUUCAUCAAGAAAUCUCAACAAGAGUAUCGCGAAAAGAGGCUCGAGGCUCUGAAGCAACACAACAGCCAGCGACAGGAGGACGCCGUUCCCUCUGACUCUGAAAUGAAUGCAUCACCGUCAAAAUGCAUUCUCCGGGGUCGCAGGAUUAUGGACAUGGGCUAUGUCACUGAGCAAAUGUCCUGCAACUCCUGUCGCUCGCUAUUGUGCUUUUCGCGGAUCGAAGCGGAGACCAAGAUCGGUCUGGCCUCGAUCUUCAAAAUACGGUGUGACGAGUGCUCAGAGGUGAAGAGUGUUUACACGUCUCGCAAUUUUCCCAGAGAUAAUGACCGUUCGUAUGAGGUCAAUUGCAAAGCGGUGACAUGCUCCGUCGCUUCUGGCAUCAAUCACAGGCAAUUGAUGAAGUUGUUGGCCGACAUAAAUGUACCAUUUCCCAGUGAAGCCAGUCUAAGAGCCGCCGAGAAACGCAAGAGAGGGGAGGCAACUGCUGAGGAGGCGACACCCGAGAAGAACGUUAAAGAAAAUCCAACAGCUGAGGCUUCGUCGGCUAAGGAGUUGACCAGUCCAGGGAGUACUGCAGACGCAGAUGAUCUAUCUAUAGAGGUGAUUUAUUACAGCCCAUGAUUCCAAUAAUUUCCGAAUUGAUUAUUCAUUUUUUAUGAGGCAUUUUCUUCUGCAGACGCCUAGAGGAUAACUGAGAAUUACUCCCAGCGAAUGUUAUUCUCAGAGAAUUCCCUUCCCAAAGUUUGACUGAUUAGUGCCUAAAGUGAUCUGACUUUCGAUAAUUAGUGUCGCAUCCGGCAAGCCUCACAGAUGAUCGGAAUUAUCAGAUAAAGCUGCUGAAAUAUAUUUAUUCACCACUGUCCUCGUAUAAAAAAAUUACAAAAUCCACUUCAACGAAAAUUGGCAAAAUAGUAGUAUCAAUCCUAUAUACACUGAAUGAAUAGCGACUCAAUUUUCGAAUAUUUUAAACUGGAAGCAGAUAAUUUGGGAUUGUCUAGGCAGCCCUGCGGUAGAUCUUGGACAGGAAUUUGAAGAAUAAGUCGUGGGGAAGACCGCGCGAUAUCUGUUGUAUGUGCGUAUUCAUGAGAUUGUAGCUUUCCUCCUCAUAAAUGGCAUAAGUUGAGGACAAUCCCAAAUCGUCGUAUAACUGUUUAACUCGUGCCACUUUCUCGGGAUCCUUGUAUCCAUAGCAUUCCUGAAUAAACAUUGAAAAAUCGUAAAUAA
Diachasma alloeum is the source of this 1320-nucleotide messenger RNA. RefSeq lists its product as uncharacterized. NCBI's taxonomy places the organism in Eukaryota, Metazoa, Arthropoda, Insecta, Hymenoptera, Braconidae. Bases 40 to 717 code for a protein of 225 amino acids. The transcript has 4 exons. The record is from RefSeq and is a predicted model, not a curated record.